Molecule: messenger RNA, 2309 nt
Organism: Mesitornis unicolor (brown roatelo)
Lineage: Eukaryota; Metazoa; Chordata; Aves; Mesitornithiformes; Mesitornithidae
Gene: CFTR
Product: cystic fibrosis transmembrane conductance regulator (ATP-binding cassette sub-family C, member 7)
Exons: 12
Biological process (GO): bicarbonate transport; chloride transmembrane transport
Cellular component (GO): cytosol; plasma membrane; apical plasma membrane
Molecular function (GO): ATP binding; ATP hydrolysis activity; ABC-type transporter activity
Source: RefSeq, a predicted model, not a curated record
GACAUUUCCAAGUUCCCAGACAAAGAUUAUACAGUGCUGGGUGAAGGUGGAAUCAUUCUGAGCGGAGGCCAGCGAGCACGCAUUUCACUAGCAAGAGCAGUGUACAAGGAUGCUGAUUUGUAUCUCCUGGAUUCUCCUUUUGGACAUUUAGACAUUUUUACAGAAAAAGAGAUAUUUGAAAGCUGUGUGUGCAAGUUGAUGGCGAAUAAAACUAGGAUCUUGGUUACGUCAAAACUGGAACACUUAAAGAUUGCUGACAAAAUAUUAAUUUUACAUGAGGGGAGCUGCUAUUUCUAUGGAACAUUUUCUGAACUUCAGGGUCAACGUCCAGACUUCAGCUCAGAGCUGAUGGGAUUUGAUUCUUUUGAUCAGUUCAGUGCAGAGAGAAGAAAUUCAAUUCUAACCGAGACUCUCCGGCGAUUUUCCAUUGAAGGAGAAGGCAUGGGAUCACGAAAUGAAAUAAAGAAGCAAUCUUUUAAACAAACAUCAGAUUUUAAUGACAAGAGGAAGAACUCUGUAAUUAUUAACCCCAUUAAUGCAAGUAGGAAGUUCUCAGUAGUGCAGAAGAAUGGGAUGCAGAUCAAUGGGAUAGAAGAUGGCCACAACGACCCACCAGAAAGGAGGCUCUCACUGGUACCUGACUUGGAGCAGGGAGACAUAGGUCUGCUCCGGAGUAACAUGCUAAACACUGACCACAUGCUGCAAGGUCAGAGGAGGCAAUCUGUUUUAAACCUGAUGUCGGGCACCACUGUGAACUAUGGACCAAACUUUUCCAAAAAGGGAAGUACAUCAUUUCGGAAAAUGUCUAUGGUGCCUCAGACAAACCUUUCUUCUGAGAUAGAUAUCUACACUAGGCGCUUGUCUCGAGACAGUGUCUUGGACAUAACUGAUGAAAUCAAUGAAGAGGAUUUGAAGGAAUGCUUCACUGAUGAUGCUGAAAGCAUGGGCACUGUUACCACAUGGAAUACCUAUUUCAGAUACGUUACCAUCCACAAAAACUUGAUUUUUGUUCUAAUUUUGUGUGUUACCAUCUUCUUAAUUGAGGUAGCUGCUUCUCUUGCUGGAUUAUGGUUUCUUAAAAAGACAGCUUUGAAAGCGAAUGCAACACAGUCAGACAACAGUACCUCUGACAAACCUCCCGUGAUUGUCACUGACACCAGCACCUACUACAUCAUUUAUAUCUAUGUGGGAGUGGCAGAUACCCUGCUUGCCAUGGGAAUCUUCAGAGGCUUGCCCCUUGUGCAUACACUUAUAACAGUGUCUAAAACUCUUCAUCAAAAGAUGGUGCACGCAGUUCUUCAUGCACCUAUGUCAACAUUCAACUCUUGGAAAGCAGGUGGUAUGCUUAACAGAUUUUCAAAAGACACGGCGGUACUGGAUGACUUACUUCCACUUACAGUAUUUGACUUCAUUCAGUUAAUACUGAUUGUGAUUGGCGCUAUAACAGUAGUCUCAAUAUUACAACCCUACAUCUUCCUGGCAUCAGUGCCUGUGAUAGCAGCCUUUAUUGUGUUAAGGGCAUACUUCCUCCACACUUCUCAGCAGCUGAAACAACUGGAAUCUGAAGCUCGGAGUCCAAUAUUCACCCAUCUUGUUACAAGCUUAAAAGGGCUGUGGACGCUGAGAGCUUUUGGACGGCAGCCGUAUUUUGAGACCUUAUUUCACAAAGCCCUGAACCUUCACACAGCAAACUGGUUUCUCUACCUGUCCACGCUGCGCUGGUUCCAGAUGAGGAUAGAAAUUAUUUUUGUUGUCUUUUUUGUUGCUGUGGCAUUCAUCUCUAUCAUAACUACAGGUGAUGGACCAGGUAGAGUUGGCAUUAUUCUUACUUUAGCUAUGAACAUCAUGGGAACCUUGCAGUGGGCAGUAAACUCAAGCAUAGAUGUCGAUAGUUUGAUGCGGUCUGUCGGACGCAUAUUUAAAUUCAUCGAUAUGCCAACAGAAGAGAUGAAAAACAUUAAGCCACAGAAGAAUAACCAGUUUUCAGAUGCCCUGGUAAUUGAAAACAGGCACGCAAAGGAAGAAAAGAACUGGCCAUCCGGGGGCCAAAUGACUGUGAAAGACCUGACAGCCAAAUACAGUGAAGGAGGAACUGCUGUGUUAGAAAACAUUUCUUUUUCAAUAAGUUCAGGGCAGAGGGUGGGCCUUUUAGGAAGAACUGGUUCAGGAAAAAGCACUUUACUUUUUGCAUUUUUAAGACUGUUGAAUACAGAAGGGAAUAUUGAGAUUGAUGGAGUCUCCUGGAACACGGUCAGCGUGCAGCAAUGGAGAAAGGCAUUUGGAGUCAUUCCUCAGGUAAUGAAAUUAUU